AUGACUUCGAAACCAUCCACCAGUGACGGCAGGGCUCACUCGAUUUCCCAUGUAUCUGGCAUGCGAAUGAGAACAACAUCGACGCCACACAGUCCCAGGCCGUUCAGACCAUGUGCAGAUUGUACAUGUUCUCCAGGUUUACUAUCUAGGCAGGGUCGUAGAGCCUCUCUGUUUCUGAGACAGCUGGAAAAUUCAAGGAGGUCGUCCAGCAUGCUUAUCAAUGAAUUGAAGGGUGCUGGCGGAGGCAGCAGUGCUGGAAACGGGUCGGUUUACUCAUGUGACUCUCUAUGCGCUGUUAAUAGGGAAGUGAACACUACUGAUAGAUUGUUGAAGUUGCGCCAAGAAAUGAAGAAACACGAUUUGUGUUGUUAUAUUGUACCCAGUUGCGAUGAACAUCAGUCGGAAUAUGUAUCAUUACGAGAUCAAAGGCGCGCCUUCAUUUCAGGGUUUUCUGGAUCAGCUGGUGUGGCCUGUAUCACCAGAGAUUUGUUAAAUUUCAACGAUGAUCAUCCCGAUGGGAAGUCCAUUUUGAGUACCGAUGGUAGAUAUUUCAACCAAGCUAGGCAAGAACUGGAUUAUAAUUGGACGCUUUUGAGACAAAACGAAGACCCGAUCACUUGGCAAGAAUGGUGUGUCAGAGAAGCAUUGGAGAUGGCCAAGGGACUUGGCAACAAAGAGGGAAUGGUAUUGAAGAUAGGUAUUGACCCAAAGCUUAUCACUUUCAACGAUUAUGUUUCAUUUAGUAAAAUGAUUGACACUAAAUAUGACGCAAAGGGUAAAGUGAAGCUUGUCCCCGUGGAGGAAAAUUUAGUUGAUAGUAUAUGGCCUGAUUUUGAAACUCUACCGGAAAGGCCUUGUAACGACUUAUUAUUGUUAAAAUACGAGUUCCACGGUGAAGAGUUCAAAGACAAGAAAGAAAAGUUACUGUCAAAGCUAAAUAAUAAUUCUUCCUCUGCAACAACCGGUACUAAUACUUUUAUAAUCGUUGCGUUGGAUGAAAUUUGUUGGUUGUUAAACUUGCGUGGAUCCGAUAUCGAUUAUAAUCCAGUUUUUUUCUCCUACUUGGCCAUUAACAAAGACGAGACUAUUCUUUUCUCCAAUAACCCCUUCAAUGAUGACAUAUCGGAAUAUUUCAAGGUAAACGGUAUUGAAGUCAGGCCUUACGAACAGAUAUGGCAACAUUUAACGAAGGUCACUGCACAGGCCUCUUCUGCGGGACACAAAUUUUCGAUUCCUGAUGGCGCAUCAUGGCAAAUGGUUCGUUGUUUGAACACCCCAGGCGAUGCUAAUGGUGUAGUGUACAAAAAGAUGAUUGCACAAAACUAUGUAAUGAUUCAUUCACCCAUCGAUGUUUUGAAAUCUAUCAAGAAUGACAUCGAGAUAAAAAAUGCACACAAGGCACAGGUCAAAGACGCAGUAUGUCUAGUGCAGUAUUUUGCAUGGUUGGAGCAACAGCUAGUGGGGCGCGAAGCAUUGAUAGAUGAAUAUCGUGCUGCGGAAAAAUUAACCGAGAUUAGGAAAACCCAAAGGAACUUUAUGGGGAAUUCGUUUGAAACAAUAUCCUCCACCGGUAGUAAUGCCGCCAUAAUACAUUAUUCACCCCCCGUGGAGAACUCAUCGAUGAUCGAUCCUACCAAGAUAUAUCUUUGUGACUCCGGUUCGCAGUUCUUGGAGGGUACAACUGAUAUAACAAGAACCAUUCACUUAACAAAACCAACAAAGGAAGAGAUGGAUAACUACACACUGGUGCUCAAAGGUGGGCUAGCCCUUGAAAGGUUGGUUUUCCCCGAAAACACACCCGGAUUCAAUAUCGACGCCAUCGCUAGGCAGUUCUUAUGGUCCCGCGGCUUAGACUACAAACACGGCACGGGUCAUGGUAUCGGUUCCUUCUUAAACGUUCACGAGGGACCCAUGGGUGUCGGCUUUAGGCCACAUUUGAUGAAUUUCCCCUUAAGAGCGGGUAACAUAAUAAGCAACGAACCAGGCUAUUAUAAGGACGGUGAGUACGGUAUCAGAAUUGAAAGUGACAUGUUGAUCAAGAAAGCAACUGAGAGGGGUAACUUUUUGAAAUUCGAAAACAUAACAGUGGUGCCAUAUUGCAGGAAGCUGAUUAACACUAAGUUACUAAACGAAGAAGAAAAAACACAAAUUAAUGAGUACCACGCAAGGGUGUGGAGGACAGUGGUGCAUUUCCUGCAGCCUCAAAGUAUCUCAUACAAGUGGCUGAAAAGAGAAACAAGCCCAUUAUGA
Molecule: messenger RNA, 2250 nt
Organism: Saccharomyces paradoxus
Lineage: Eukaryota; Fungi; Ascomycota; Saccharomycetes; Saccharomycetales; Saccharomycetaceae
Gene: FRA1
Product: aminopeptidase P
Exons: 1
Coding region: 1-2250 (749 amino acids)
Molecular function (GO): metalloaminopeptidase activity
Source: RefSeq, a predicted model, not a curated record